AUGUCUGAGAACUGCACACGCGACGAACUGGUAAACUCCGCGAAGAACUCGAACUACGUGCACGACAUAAAUCACGCUCUAGGCUGGUGCCGGCGUAUGUUGCGGCUGAUCGGAGUGUGGUCGCUGAUUCAGAAACGGACCACCAGGCUGGAGAAAGUUGUGUCGUUUCUCUGGAGAAUAGUGAUCCUCUGUAUACAAUUGUUCUUCAUCGUUCCCAUCACUCUUUACAUAUGCUACGCGGAGCAGGACACGAAUAUGAAGAUCAAAAUUGCCGGUCAGCCGAUCAACUCUGCACUUUCGGUGGUGAAAUUCGUCUAUCUGGGGCUGAAGGGAACCGCGUUCAGAAGCUGCAUCGAGCACAUGGAGAACGAUUGGCGGAGGGUGCGAGAUCCCCAGCACCGAGACAUCAUGCUGAAGCAGAUUUCGAUCAGCAGGAAUCUCAUCGCUCUGUGUAUUAUUUUUGUAUAUACCGCCGGCAUAUCGUAUUACACGGUCAUACCGUUGCUGGUUAAACGCCAACAGAAAGGGAAUUACACUGGCAGAAGGCUGAUGCAUCCUGGUUUCGAUAGAUUCUUCGACGUCCACUCUAGCCCUACCUUCGAGCUGCUCUAUUCAGUUCAUUGUCUGUCGGCUUUCUACAGAUACAGUGUGACGACAGCGGAGAUCUGUUUGACCGUGACUUUCGUCACGCAUAUCUGCGGACAGAUGCAGAUUCAAAUGUUGCGACUGCGGGAAUUGUGCAAGAGGAAGGAGGAGUACAGUGCUCGCGAGCAGUUGUCUGUCAUUGUUCACGAUCACGCUGAGGUCUUAAGAUUGUCGAGGCUUGCCAAGGAUGCCUUUACCGGAAUCCUCUUAAUAGAAAUCUUUAAUUGUGUUUUUCUCUUAUGUCAUAUCGAGUACUCUUCCCUGAUGGUAUGGAAUGAUAGGAAUCCAGUUAUAAUAACGACGUACAGCAUUUUUAUAACAUCUUUUACUUUCAAUGCGUUCAUCUUUUGCUAUAUUGGAGAAAUCCUCACUGAACAGUGUUCGGAGAUCGGAUUCGCCAGCUACGAAGUCGAUUGGUACAACAUACCUGGAAGAAGAGGUCGCGAUUUUGCACUACUCAAUGUGAUGUCACUCUAUCCACCCAAACUUUCGGGCGGCAAAAUUAUCGAGCUAUCCCUGAACAUGUUCAGCAUUUACGAUCCUAUAGCACUCGAGAUGUCUGGGAAGCACACACCCGACGACCUGGUAAAACCCGCGAAGAACUCGAACUACGCGCACGACAUAGAUUACGCUCUGGGCUGGUGUCGGCGCAUGUUGCGGCUGAUCGGAGUCUGGUCGCUGAUCGAGCAACGGACCAGCUGGCUGGAGAAAGUGUUGUCGUUCCUCUUGAGGACAGUGAUCCUCGGCGUGCAGCUCUUCUUCAUCGUUCCCAUCACUCUUCACAUAUGCCAAACGGAGAAGAAUCCGAUGAUGAAGAUCAAAUUGCUCGGCCCGCCGAGCAACUGUGCGUUCUCAGUGAUCAAGUUCUUCUACCUCGUGCUGAGGGGAACCGCGUUCAGAAGCUGCAUCGAGCACAUGGAGAACGAUUGGAGAAGGGUAAAGGAUCCCCAGCAUCGAAGCAUCAUGCUGAAGCAGAUAUCGAUCAGCAGGAAUCUCAUUGCUUUGUGCUUGUUCUUUAUUUAUGCUGCCGGGAUAUCGUACUACACGAUCAUACCACUGCUCGCGAAGCUUCAACGCAAGGGGAAUCACACCGGCAGGAGGCUGAUGCAUCCCGGUUACGACAGAUUCUUCGAUGUGCGUUCCAGCCCUGUCUUCGAGCUGAUCUACUCUGCUCACUGUGCGUCGGGUUUCUUCAGAUUCAACGUGACCGCGGCGGCGUUCACUUUGGCCGUGAUCUUCGUCACGCAUAUCUGCGGACAGAUGCAGAUACAGAUGCUGCGGUUGCGGGAGCUGUGCAACAGGAAGGACAAAGAGACCGUUCGCGGGCAGUUGUCUGUUAUUAUUCACGAUCACGUUGAGGUCUUAAGAUUCUCGAAGAUCGCCAGGGGCGCCUUUAUCGAAAUCGUUUUAAUUGAAAUCUUUGGUUCCACUUUUCUCCUGUGUUUGGUCGAGUACUGUUGUCUUCUGGAAUGGAAGGCCAGCAAUGCAAUUGCAAUGACGACGUACACCAUUUAUAUGACGUCUUUCACCUUCAACGCGAUGAUCUUUUGUUACAUUGGCGAAAUUCUCACUGAACAGUGUUCGCAGAUCGGAUUCGCCGGCUACGACGUCGAUUGGUACAACUUACCAGGAAAAAGGGGAUGCGACUUCAUACUGUUGAACAUGAUAUCGCUCUAUCCACCGAAACUCUCGGGCGGCAAGAUAAUCGAAUUGUCUUUAAACACGUUCAGCGUCAUCCUGAAGACGUCAGUUGUGUACCUGAAUUUGUUGCGUACGAUCACUACCUUUUAG
Molecule: messenger RNA, 2436 nt
Organism: Nomia melanderi (Alkali bee)
Lineage: Eukaryota; Metazoa; Arthropoda; Insecta; Hymenoptera; Halictidae
Product: odorant receptor 4-like
Biological process (GO): detection of chemical stimulus involved in sensory perception of smell; sensory perception of smell
Cellular component (GO): plasma membrane
Molecular function (GO): odorant binding; olfactory receptor activity
Source: RefSeq, a predicted model, not a curated record